AUUGCAUGGCCAGCCUUCAAGAUGGUGCCGGAGAAAGACAAGAAGCCUAAGAAAUCAACCUGGAAGUUUAGUUUGGAUCUUACUCAUCCAGGAGAAGAUGGAAUUUUUGAUUCUGGAAAUUCUGAACAGUUUCUACGUGAGAAAGUUAAAGUUUUUCCAGGAAAAACUGGAAAUCUUGGGAAUGUUGUUCACAUUAAAGCCUUCAAGAAUAAAAUCAUGGUUGUUUCUGAGGAACAAUUCUCUAAAAGGUAUUUGAAAUAUCCUACCAAGAAAUACCUUAAAAAGAACAAUCUUGGUGAUCAGCUUCGGGGGUUGCAUCUGUUGAGGAGACUUAACGAACUUCGCUACUUCCAGAUUAGUCAAGAUGAAGAUGGACCUGAGUCUGAGGGGCAGUGA
Molecule: messenger RNA, 396 nt
Organism: Mesoplodon densirostris (Blainville's beaked whale)
Lineage: Eukaryota; Metazoa; Chordata; Mammalia; Artiodactyla; Ziphiidae
Product: large ribosomal subunit protein eL22-like 1
Exons: 2
Coding region: 22-396 (124 amino acids)
Biological process (GO): cytoplasmic translation
Cellular component (GO): ribosome
Molecular function (GO): RNA binding; structural constituent of ribosome
Source: RefSeq, a predicted model, not a curated record